Molecule: messenger RNA, 648 nt
Organism: Chiloscyllium plagiosum (whitespotted bambooshark)
Lineage: Eukaryota; Metazoa; Chordata; Chondrichthyes; Orectolobiformes; Hemiscylliidae
Source: RefSeq, a predicted model, not a curated record
AUGGCUGCCACCACAACCAGAGUGGAUGAACCAAAUGCAGAAUCAGUGUGUCAAUUCAGGCCACUGAAUCCAGUUGAAGUCUUAAGAGUAGACCUGUUCAUCCAGAAAUUUAAAGGCAAUGACACCUUCAAUCUUUUCUGGCAAGGAAAACCUUUUAUGUUUGACAAGGUGUUUUCUCUGAACAUGGCCCAGGAUCAUGUUUAUAAUGCGUGUGCCAAACAUAUUUUUAAAGAUGCCCUUGAUGGUUGCAAUGGAACUAUAUUUGCUUAUGGUCAAACAGCUUUUGGCAAAACACACAGUAUGGAGGGAAAGCUUCAUAAUCAUUGGCAAAUGGGCAUUAUUCCAAGAAUAGCAUGUGACAUCUUUGAUCGCAGCUAUUCUAUGGGAGAAUUCCAUAUUAAGGUUUCCUACUUUGAGAUCUACAAGGACAAAGUUGGGAUUUGCUCAGUGUUUCAGAAAGCAAUCCACAAGGAUAAAAAUAGAGUAUCAUUUGUUAAGGGUUUUACGGAGAAGUUUAUCUCUAACCCUGAGGAGGUAUUGGAUGAUGUUGAUGAAGGAAAGGCAAACUGUCAUGUAGCUGUCGCCAAUGUGAAUGAAUACAGUUCUCGAAGCCGCAGCAUCUUUCUCAUUUGUACUCAUUACAUUUAA